AUGUUUAGAACCGCUAUCACCCCAUUAGCUAUUAGACCAGUCACUAGAACGUUUGUCAGGACCAAGGGCUACAGUUCCAUUACUAAAUUGGCCUCUAUGGCAGAGUUUGAGUCCUCUAUUAAGGCUUCUGGUCUCUCGGUAGUCGAUUUUUAUGCAACAUGGUGUGGUCCUUGUAAAGCUAUGGCUCCACACUUGUCGAAGUUGGUCCAGGAGUACCCAGAUGUUGACUUUUACAAGGUUGAUGUCGAUGAGAGUCCUGAGAUCGCUCAGCAUUGCGGCGUGAGUGCAAUGCCAACUUUCGUUUACGCUAAGGGUGGGAAGUUACUUGGAAAAGUGGUCGGUGCCAACCCUAAUGGGAUUGAACAAGGCAUCAAGGAUUUGAAAUGA
Molecule: messenger RNA, 387 nt
Organism: Torulaspora delbrueckii
Lineage: Eukaryota; Fungi; Ascomycota; Saccharomycetes; Saccharomycetales; Saccharomycetaceae
Gene: TRX3
Product: Trx3p
Exons: 1
Coding region: 1-387 (128 amino acids)
Source: RefSeq, a predicted model, not a curated record